AUGUCUCCUUGUGCCUAUAAAUGUCCCUCAGGUAACCAAAUCAAGAAUCACUUCACAAAACAAGCAACAAUACAUACACACCCAUAUAAUAUCUAGGAAACGUGUCUCUUGCUCAAGUUUCCUCAGGUGAAGCUCAAAUCAUGACCAAACCAGCUGAGCAAAAACGUCCCUCUGGAAAUUAUCAACCCAGCCGCUGGGGCAAUCGAUUUCUCUCGUAUGAUUCCGCCCCACUUCUGGAACACGAUGGAGAAAUAAAAUAUAACAAAUUGAAGGAAGAAGUGAAGCAGACAGUAAUGACUAUUGUUGACAAGCCUUUGCAUGAGAAACUUAUCUUCAUUGAUGCACUUCAGCAACUGGGUAUAUCAUACCAUUUUGAAAGCCAGAUUGAUCAAAUCUUGAAGCAAAUUUACGAGACAACCAAACUUGAUAAUCAUGUUGAUCAUGAUGACGAUCUUUAUAUCAUUUCUCUUCAAUUUCGAUUACUCAGACAACAAGGUUAUAGAAUUUCAAGCGGAGUGUUCAAUAAAUUUACGAACGAAAAUGGAGACUUCGAAAAAUCCUUGACUACCAAAAUUGUCGGAAUGUUAGAACUGUAUGAAGCUUCCCAUUUGCUAGUACAUGGAGAAGACAUAUUAGAGGAAGCGUUGAUUUUCACUACCACUCAUCUUGAGUUGGCCUCGAAGAAUGCUAGUUUAAGUAACCAUCUUGCUGAACAAGUAGCAAAGGCUCUAAAACGACCAAUUCGCAAGGCUGUAUCCAGGCUUGAGGCGAAGAGAUACAUUUCCAUCUACCAACAAAAUCCUUCACAUAAUGAAACAUUAUUGAACUUCGCUAAGUUAGAUUUUAAUUUUUUACAAUCUUUAUAUAAGAAAGAGCUCAGUGAACUCACAAGAUGGUGGAAUGAAUUAGACAUUACAACUAAUGCACCUUUUGCAAGACACAGAUUGCCAGAAAGUUAUUUUUGGCUUUUGGGAAUAUGUUUUGAACCUCAAUAUACCUAUGUAAGAAAAACAAUGGCCAAAAUGAUUUCCAUAGCAAUACUUUUAGAUGAUGUAUAUGAUGCAUAUGGUGUACUGGAAGAGCUUGAAAUUCUUACAGAUAUGAUUAAGAGGUGGGAUACUGAAAACUUAGAUGAGCUUCCAAAAUACAUAAAAUUUGUCUACCGGACUCUUUUAGACUUUUAUGAAGAAGUGGAGCAAGAGAUGACUAAGAGAGGAAGUGCAUAUCGAGUUGAGUAUAUAAAACAAAAGAUUAAGGAGCAAGUCCAAGUCUAUAUAACUGAAGCAAGGUGGUAUAAUCAAAAUUACACCCCGCCCACGGAAGAUUGUAUGGAGGCCGCAUUAAUUUCAUGUUGUUACCCAAUGUUUAUAACCUCUACGUUUGUGGCAAUGGGAGAUAUUGCAACAAAGGAAAUUCUUGAUUGGGUAUCUGCUAAUCCAAAGAUUGUGAUCGCUUCCGCAAUUGUUAGCAGGCUUAUGGGUGAUAUCGUCUCCCACACA
Carica papaya (papaya) is the source of this 1499-nucleotide messenger RNA. NCBI's taxonomy places the organism in Eukaryota, Viridiplantae, Streptophyta, Magnoliopsida, Brassicales, Caricaceae. The record is from RefSeq and is a predicted model, not a curated record.